Messenger RNA from Penicillium cataractarum, 351 nucleotides. RefSeq lists its product as uncharacterized. Bases 1 to 351 code for a protein of 116 amino acids. The transcript is spliced from 4 exons. NCBI's taxonomy places the organism in Eukaryota, Fungi, Ascomycota, Eurotiomycetes, Eurotiales, Aspergillaceae. The record is from RefSeq and is a predicted model, not a curated record.
AUGGAGUAUGCUACUGUCACUUCCACGGUGAUUUCCACGAUGACCACCACUAUCGUCCGUGAGAUCUCGCCUUCUCCCUCUUCUUCUUCCCCCUCGGCCCCGACGUCCUCCAAUGCCCCUUCGGGGUAUAUAUUGUGGAAGAAGGUGAAGAAGUUCAAGGCCAAGGAGCGCGAGCAAUAUCCCCUCCUGGACCGAAAUCCGGCCUCCCAGCCCGUCCCCGUUGUCGAGGGUCUGCCGUGUCGUCGCAAGACGAAACCUCCGCUGUGUCUCCCUGUCUUCAAGAGGGUUGCCACCAAGGCGAGCACAUGGACCACUGCGGGACGCAACAUUGGCUAUAUUGUUAAGGCUUGA